AUGAAGUUUGCCAUAUUUGUGAUAGUGACCAUCAUGUUGCUGGUUGCGGUCAGUUCCCAACUAGAUGUCAAUGUUGACAAGCGGAAUACUGGAGAAGGCUGCCCACUCGGAAAGCCUUGCAGUCGAACCUGGUGGUGCAAAAUCUUCCUCAUCGAAUGUGGCAAGCUAGACGCGUUUCGUCCCAUGUUGGACAGGGACACCUCAGUGGCCCGAGUAGCCAUGAUCUGUAAUCCUGGCUACCAUUGUUACAUAGGUACGCGUAGAUGGAUACCAUGCUCUAAACAUCUUGUCUUUCAGACUCGUUCGUGCUUCAAGCAUGAAUCAGAAGAUUAUAAAAAUUGCGAGCAGCUAUGA
Molecule: messenger RNA, 354 nt
Organism: Helobdella robusta
Lineage: Eukaryota; Metazoa; Annelida; Clitellata; Rhynchobdellida; Glossiphoniidae
Exons: 5
Coding region: 1-354 (117 amino acids)
Source: RefSeq, a predicted model, not a curated record